AUGGCUGCUCAGCGAACAUCACCACAUCCACACUAUUUUUCAUUAUUUCAAAGUUAUUGUACGGGACAACAAAAACCAUCAAAUAAAGAUGUUUUACCAUUAAAUGAAGACAUUAAGCAUGAAGCACAAGAAUUAUUAAAAGUUAUAAAUAGUGCAAUAAUUGAACAAUUAUCCGUAUUAGCGCCUUACACAGCAUCUGUUCCAAGAGAAUUUAUUCAAGAUUGUGAUACACCAAAUAGCAAUGUUUAUCAACGUUAUCUUAUUGAUCGAGCGAUGUACAAAUUAUUAAAUGAUGAUAAAAUUAUCAAUUGGUCAUCAAAAGUCAAAAAAUUGUAUCCGGUGAGAACAUCCGGUAAUGGAAAUUGUUUAUUGCAUGCAUGUUUAAUUGCUAUUGCUGGUGUUCAUGAUUUUGACCUUUAUCUACGUGAUCGUUUAAAACAGUUUAUGGAAGCAAAUGAAGAAUUGCUAAAACAACGAUGGCAAAUUGAACGUUUGAGAAAUGAUCAAAAACUUGGAAUUACAGCUGAAAAUAAUAAACUGGAUAUUGAAUGGCAAGAAUUAUGCGAUUUAGUUCAAUAUGAAAAUACGGAAGAUGGUCCUACAAAAGAUUUACAUUUUUUAGAAGCUGUACAUAUAUUUUCUAUUGCAAAUAUGUUACGUCGUCCAAUAAUUGUUUUAUCCGAGGAUGUUGUUCGUAAUAAACAUGGUGAAGCAAUCUCAAUUAAUGAUAUCAUGGGAAUUUAUUUACCAAUGUUAUCUGAUCCAACUGACUGUAUAAAAUAUCCAAUUGUAAUUUCUUAUGAUAGAUCUCAUUUUUGUCCUCUUGUUACAUGUGAUGAUGAAACAUCAUCUAAUGGAAAUCAUUCAUUAAAAUACUUAUUACCAUUAUAUAAAUAUGAUGGAAAUUCACAAUAUACACUUUUACCCCUACAUUUUUUAGUUGAUAUUCAACAACCAGACAAGACUGAAUUAUUACGACAAUAUUUAGACAUAGAAGAUAUUUCGGAUAGACUUGAGCCAUCAUCACCGCCGGUAAAUAUACGGUGUUGUCGAUUAGGUGAAAAACGUUUAAAGCAAAACCAGGAUUUUAUUGUUCUAUACAGAAAAUAUCUGUUUGAAUUCAAAAAAGAACAAAAGAGGAUUGCCGAAGAAGAAGAACGACAACGUCAACGUGAGAGAGAAAAUGACAAUCAGUAUCGAAAUAGUGCGUACAAUGAAUCUACGUCGACUUCUGGAUCACCUUACAAGGCUGAUAUGUCAACAUCCAACAGUUCAAAACAUCCAACAGUAGUGUCUCGUGAUCAACUACCAGAACAGCAAUCAAUAACUAAUGCAAGUAAACGACCACUCAUUUAUCCGACUCACACUCCAGUAAAUUCUGAUAAUCAACAAAAUAUUAGUUCACCAUUGGUUCUACGUCAGUCUAGCUAUAAUAAUGCAAUAGAAUAUAAUCCAUUACUUUUGAAUUCCAAUAAUGGAUACUCUGAUUCUGUAGAGGAUAAGUUAUCACAGCAUAAUAAUGAUCAAGAAGCGCGAUCAUCUCCAUUACGUAUCAGAGAAAAUAAUCAGCGUUCAAACGAAGUGUCAGUGCGACCAACCGAUUCAACAAUAGCAGAAACAAAAACAAAAAGGGGUGAUGCUCUCGGAACAACGUGUGAAUUUUGUACAGCUGAAUACGUAAAAACUCAUCCUGUUAAUGAUAUGAUUGGUGGUGGAAAAUUUAAAUUAGAACCUGGUGAAUGGACAGAUGAUUCAUCAAUGAUGCUCAUUAUAGGUGAAUCAAAUGGUCAUAUGUCAUCGAAUGGUGUUUGUUUCGAUAUUGGUAAGCAAACACUAAAAAAUUUAUUAGAAAAUGAAAAAUUAGCAUUUGAUAAAAGUUUAAAUAUUAUUGAUGAAAAGUCCGAGGCAGCUGGCAAUGGAAGUUUAAUGAGACUUUGUUGUGUACCGUUGUAUUAUCAUAAAAAUGUUUUAGAUGCAAUUGAUAUGAGUGCACAAUCAUCAUUAACAACUCAUCGAUCAAAAAUAGCUGUAGAUUGUGUGAGAUUUUAUGCAAUGUUAAUAUUAGGAGCUUUGAAUGGUGUAUCAAAAUCAGAACUACUUUCAUCUAAUUGGUAUAUUAAUGAAGAUGUAAAACUUUAUUUUAAUGAUAACCCAUUGUGUGUUCCGGUAUUGAAUUUAAAACAACAUGAAACAUUUAAACAUAAAAAUCCACCCGAUAUUCAAGCAACAGGUUAUUCUGUUCAAUGUUUAGAAGCUGCUCUAUGGGCAUUUUAUCAUACAGAAAAUUUUAAUGAUGGUUUAUUAAAUGCUGUCAAUUUGGGCGAUGAUGCGGAUACUGUCGGAGCGAUUUAUGGACAAUUAGCUGGCGCCUAUUAUGGAUUUGACAAUAUACCCGUCAAAUAUUCAGAACUAAUAGCAUUAUCGACAUUUAUUGAUGCCUUGUGUCGAGAAAUAUUUAAUCAAUCAACUAAAUCGAGAACAACCAGUGAUGAGUUUUUACAAAUUCAUACUAUACUUGUACAAUUAGAACAAGCAUAUGAACAAAUUUACAGACGCGUACAACCUUGUCCAAGUGAAUUUAAAUCGGUAGAUGGAUUUGAUCAAGCUUAUGCAGAUUUUCGAAAAAAGUUUGAACAGACAAAUUUGUUUUCUCAUUUUGAUAAACGUCUACAAAAUGAUCGAAAAAAAGUUGUUCAGAAAACUGAACAAAAGAAAAAUAUGAGUGCAUUAUUUGCUAAAAUUAAAAAAUGA
Didymodactylos carnosus is the source of this 2751-nucleotide messenger RNA. The record is from the annotation of a GenBank genome assembly. Lineage: Eukaryota; Metazoa; Rotifera; Eurotatoria; Philodinida; Philodinidae.